Geodia barretti is the source of this 434-nucleotide messenger RNA. The record is from the annotation of a GenBank genome assembly. Lineage: Eukaryota; Metazoa; Porifera; Demospongiae; Tetractinellida; Geodiidae.
CUCAGCAAAAGGAGUGGGCGGUGAAGGCUGACCAUUAAUAUUCAGAUAAGUUUCUGACCCCAUUUGAGUCGGAUUUGUGAGUUUUCCCCGUAAACACACACAUGACCUUUGAACCAUGUGCAUAGGUUAGAGAUGGAGAAGGCUUCCUUACACGAUAUUCGGCACAAACAUCACACUGCGUUACACGUACUUAUUACAGCUUAUGAGCAUUCACUUUCCCUCGCAGCUUCCAGCCCAGUUUUAUUUUAUAUAAGCACUGCUUUUGUCCACUCUUCUCUCCUACUUACAGGUCACCCACACCAGUCAACAAAGCCGAGGUUGCAGAGUCUGAGUGGCACACAUGCCGACAGUCUUUAGUGUCUAGUUCCAACACAUAAACGCUGUAGACUGACACCUUGGAAUACGGAUGAUGCAUGAUUCUUGUUUUAUAUUAU